AAAUGGUUAUCAGAAUGCCUAUCUAUAAAUGACUAUUUCGAGCCUUCAUUCAUUGCUUUGGUUCUCCAAAAGCUGAAAAAUGAUAAAGGUGAAAAAUGCCUUUCUGAAAUUGAAAUUCGUGUAGUUAUCAAUGUUUUGAAUUGCCUUAAGUAUAGCAUGUUGCAUGGCAAAGCAACUGAAGUCCGCACAGUUCCUGAAGAAUGGAACGAGACAAUUUAUGGGCCAGAUGAGAACGGUAUAUUGAAGGAGUGUAUAUCUAUGUGCUUCAAUGAUUAUGAUGGCAUUGAAAAAAGUGAAUCAAUGAUUUAUUCCCAUAUUAGUUUUCCGGCAGACCUUGCAAAGUUUUUUGGAGUUAAGCCAAAGAUUAUCCAUAGCUUUGAAGAAUGUUCAGACGACAUUGAAGAUUUUUAUCAAGACGAACCUCUUGUUGUUCGUCUCAAUAGGCUUGUUGAUGGAUAUCCAUGCGAUUCUGGAAUAUUCAAAGAAUUGAUACAAAAUGCAGAUGAUGCAAAUGCAACAGAAAUACACUUUAUAAAAGAUUAUACAAUGCAUUCCCAGGUUAACAUCAUCGAUUGUAACUACGGACCUCUACAAGGACCUGCACUUCUUGUCUUUAACGACAGUUCAUUCACAAAUAAAGACUUAAAAGGUAUUCAAAGUCUUGGUCGAGGGAGCAAAUCCGACGACCCUUCGCAAACCGGUCGCUACGGAGUAGGCUUUAAUGCUGUUUACAACUUGACUGAUUCUCCAUCCUUUUAUACUAAAGGUGGAGAUAUUGAAAAUGGAGAAACACUUUGCCUUUUCGACCCUUUAGCAAAAUAUUUACCAAAUGUAACAAGAAAAAGACCUGGAAAACGCAUUAAAAAUGUAGAAUGGUUGAGAGAAAUAUACGGAGAUAUGAUGAGUGGUUAUCACGAGAAAGAGUUGAUGACUAAAUCAUCAGGAACAAUCUUUAGAUUUCCAUUAAGGACUCAGAAAAUGGCAGAGACGUCGGAAAUAAAAAAAGAAGCUGUUGAUAUGGAAACAAUAUCGAUACUGCUCAAUGCAUUUUCUGAAGAUAUUAAAAAUAUUUUGUUAUUCCUUAAACAUUUAAGGAAGGUGAAAAUUUCGUCAUGUAUUAAUUACCAUUUGAAGGAAGAGUUCUAUAUUGAGGUUCAAAUGAAACCAGAAGAUGUUGAUAAAAGAAGUAAUUUUGUACAACAACAAAUGCAACUUUGUAAGAGUAUGAAAAGUAAUAAAGAGCAUUUAUUUCAGUUUGAUCAAAUUCAAGUGGCGUACGAAAUGGCAAUGCACGAACAGUUUAAAAGUCAACAGACUACUGUGUCAAACUACAUUGUUAUUCAAGUAUUAGGCUUUCAAAAAGAUUCCGAAGUCAAUCAAAUCAUUAAAGAAAGUAUUGCAAAUGGUAAACUUGGGUUAUUACCUCAUGGAGGUCUAGCUUUAAGAUACAGAAAAGGACAAAGAGCAAUUUAUCAAACUUACUGGGAGACAAAUGAUAAGUGUAAAGCAUUUUGCUUUUUACCACUUCCCAUAGAGACUGGACUUCCCGUGCACGUACAUGGAUACUUUGCACUGGAUCAUGAAACUCGAAGAACUCUGUGGCGGUCAGAGGAUAUUAGUUCUUGCUACAGGUCAUCUUGGAAUAACUUGUUGAUAGAACAUGUCAUAUCGACAGCGUAUGUAUAUCUUUUAAAUUACAUAAAAAACAUACAGUUCCGAAGAAUCUCAGACAAUGAAGUACCAUCAGUGAGGGUUUUUGAUGCAUUGUCAAGUUUUUUCUUCUUGUUUCCUCGAAUAGACAAAGUUUCGGACGUCUACUGGAAGUAUUUACUGACUUGCUUAUACCAGCAGUUAGUAUUAGGAUACAUCCCAUUCUUGCCUACUCUAGGUAAAACUGAAAUCCCCAGUUUUACCGGCAAUGUUAUGUUAAAAUGGACACCGCUGACUGUACCAGAGUCUUCUUAUCCAGCGUACAUAAGAGCUGAAGAAGAUGGUAGCAAAUACCUUAAUGAAAUUUUGCUUCUUAUUGGCAUGCGUAUUAUUUAUAUCCCCAAAGAGAUAGCAGAUGCUAUGGCAUAUUCGAAAGUUGAUAUAUCUGUAGUCAAACCAGCUCAAGUCAUAACAUUCAUCAGUGGAAUGGAUUGCCAGAAUCAUUCCUCGAGGAAUAGUGAAUGCAAACUGAAGUCAGGCGAACUUGUUAUCGAAACGGCUUUGAAAUCUGUAGAAAAUGCAGCUACCAUUUUAGAAUUUUGUUUAAAAGACAUCAAAAGUUUCAUAGAAAAUCUAGAAUACCUACCACUUUUAGUUACAAUGGAUAACAAGCUACAAACAGUUCCAGAAAAUGGAUUCUUUUAUGUUGAACCUAUGGCUCAUUACUGUGAAUUUUUUGCUUCAAAAAGCCAUUUAUUCCUACAUAGUACAAUUGCUAGUGUUGUGGUACAUGUGCAUAUGUCGCAUCUUGAAACAAAAUUGGGGAAAAAACUAAAACGAUUUGAAUUGAUCGACUUUGUAAAUAUUGCGAAAGGACCCGGACAAAUAUAUGAGAAUUGCAACUCAAGCAUACUAUGGGACGAAAUAAGUCCAUCGGAAUCAUGGAUUCGGUUGUUUUGGAACUUCUUCUGUUAUCAGCUUCCUGAUAAUGAAAAGAAAAGCGUUGGUAUACAAUUGAAAAUAGUUGGACUCUUGCCGCUGUUACCUGUAAACAAAACAGCUUCCGAAGAAGUAAUCCUUGUGCAGCCUUGUAACAUCAAAUCUCUUAUAAAUCUAAAUAGUUUUAUCCAUAACGAACAUUUAUACAAAGCCAUGAAAACGUUAAACCUCCAACAAAUUGCAAAGCCUUUCUUUGAAAGGUAUGAUCAAUCUUCCUGUUUUAAAAUGCUUCAGGAACACACAGCACAUUUUCAGAAUCCUGUUGAAAUCAUAGAAUGCUUGUAUUUCAACUCAUGCCAAACGAACAUUAAGAGUCUUUCAGACUACCAUGCGAACGAAAUUCUUUGGUAUUUUGAAAAGUCCCAGCUACAUAAAUUUCCACAAGGAUCACGUUCGAAAUUGGAAGAAUUACCCUUAUUUCUUUCACAUUUUGGAAAACGCGUCAUGUUGAAGCAUUACAAUACAAUUUACAUUGUUCCAAAAACACUUCCGACUGAAGGAAUUGAAGAACUUGCAGAAAAGGCAAAUGUGUUGUUUUUAUGUAGCACAGGACAAAAGAAUUUGUUCAAAUACUUAGGAAUUAUAAAGCUCUCAAUAAUGAAUGUUUAUACAAAGUAUAUAAUACCAAUGCAGAAUGUUUUACAACGAAAAUGCUUUUAUGCACAUCUGAAUUUUUUAAGUAGUUUAGUUAUUGAUGAAAAUGAAAUGGAGUGGGAAGACUUACUUUCAGUGUUACGAACGUCAGCUUUUGUUGAAACAAUAGAGGGUCGAAGAGUUAGAGUUUGUGAUCUUUAUGAUCCCGAUCACAUAGUUUUUAAACGCAUGUGUGAAGCUGAAGAGCUUGUGCCAGAUUGUCUUAGAUUGGACAACAUACUCGAGCUUUUCCGAAAAAUCGGUUUAAAGACAGAAAUGACGAUGUCCUUAUAUGAAUGUUUUGCAAGACGAAUUAAGGAAAAGGAAAAUGUUGAAGGUAUUUCUAAAUAUGUCAGAGAAGAUUCAAGAUUGUUAUCAACAGAUUUGUGGAUGCGUGAUGUAACGUUUUAUACGCACCAAAAUUUCAAUACCAUUUCAAAGAUACAGUUUGUCACACCUCAUGUGGUGGAUGAAAGUUUAUCAGCAAUUGACAGUCAAUAUAAUUGCAGUAAAUUGAUAAGUUUUGAAGCCUCAGUUCCGACCAAUUUGUCAAAUAUCUCUUGGACGGUAUCAAAUAUUCUUCCGAAACAUCUAGCUCCACGUGUGUAUGAUCAGCAUAAUUGCCUGAAAGCGCAAAAACUUAAAAUAUAUCAAAACCUUCCGAAAGACAAAUUGAUCCGCCACUGUGUACAUAUUGGAAAAUGCCUUGAGAAAAAGAUCAGCUUGUCGACAUUUAAAAGCCAUGAAAUGCUCAUGCAUAUCAUGACAGAUGUAUAUCAGGCUUUAAAAACGUUUUAUGACAACGCCGAAAUAAAUGAUGAAGACGUUGACAUUUUACAGGGCAUUCCAAUCAUUUACUUUUCGGAAAAGAGACUGAUAACCACUGCAAAACAUGUGGUUAUUGACUGCAAACCAAGACAAGAAAUACCCCCAUUUCUUUUAAAAUGCCCUCAGUCAUAUCAAAUGUAUGCGGAUUUAUUUCUGCAAUUAGGAUCAUCAUCUGCACCAACAUGUGAACAAUUUGCUUUUGUCCUUCAUGAAUUGAAACUUAUGACAGCCGAAUCAGAACUUCAUCCAUUUGAGUAUGCAAAUGCAAUUAAGGCAAUGGGUAAUUUCUUUAGAUGCCUUGUUAAACAAGGAGACACAGUAGCUCUGUCUGUUGAAAGAUUGUUCUUAUUAUCAUACAAAGAUACACUUGAGGAUGCUAAAUCUAUUAUUGUUCCGAAUAACGAAUACUUUAAAACCCAAUUAGCAAAGUGUAAGUCAGAGACGUGCAUGUACAUCGUUGGGUUUGUGAAACUUCAAGAAUACAAAUUAAAACUUGAGGAAAUCAUAGAGAACUUGAAAUAUUUACCAGAUAAACACAGACCGCAUCUGUUAACAGAUAUAGUGAGUGAAAGGGUUUUAUUAGAACAUAUCAAGUAUACAGGACAUCAAAAUGAGUAUCAGUACAAAAGUUUUCUACAUUCAAUGGAUUUUGUUUUUGGAUUCUUAAGACUCACACGACAUGUUUGGAAGAAGGAAAGUAUUCAAUGGGCAGAAAAGGACGAAAAAGAGAUAUCAAGUGCAAUAAAGACAAUAGACUUUAAACAGUGUUCCGGAAUACAGACACAAUUGGCAAUAAAGUGUAUUGAGAACGGAACAGUAGGAAACGAACGCUUUAUUGACAAUACAAACGACCAAAAAUUUAUACAUAUUGAAAGAAAUGGAGACGGAGCAUGUGUAUAUUUCGACACAGCUGAAGACAGUUGGAAUCAUUCUUUAACAACAAGCGUUGCGAUCUUCUUAAAUGAGCUUGUAGGUAAAUGCUUCAGAGAUGAAUUUUUCGUAAUACUGAUGGAUAUGAUUUCCAUGGUAAAGUCACCGGAGCGGAUACCAUUUUUCUUGAGUAAAGGGAAAAUUGAAGAAUAUACAUUACUUUCUAUUGACAUAGACACUCCUCCUUCUGUUCCUAUUCCGGGGAAUAUUGUUCCGACGAAAUUCCAUCAGUAUCUAGAUAACGGUUAUGGAUUCAUUAAUGAAUAUGACUACCAAUUUAUUGCAUUAGAAGUUGAUGACCCAGGGCUUAACUUGCACGACUAUGGUAAUAGUCAAGAUGACACUGAGGAUAAAGACAUUGAUUUCGAACUUACAUAUAAGUUUGUUCACAUUAUCAAAAUGGUUGGCCCUCGGCAUGAACUUCCACUUUUUCAAGAGUAUGAAGUCAAUUAUGGAUCAGAAGAAACGGCGAUAGUAAGAGCAUACAAACUUUUCAAGUUUAUUCGUAAAAGCAAUAUAACCUCUGGAACAGACACAAACGUCAUUCUUUAUAAGAGAAAUGAAAAUCACGAAGAAGACGAGUCAUCGUUGCCUUCAUCUUUGAGAGACGCUUAUAGUGAAAUAAGACGAAUUUUGCGUGAAGCAUGGCAAAAAGAGCCAUACGAGAGAACAGGCAUCGUAAAACGUCUUUAUCGUAAAUGGCACCCUGAUAAAAAUCCAGACAAUGUUCAGUUUUGUACGAAAGUAUUUCAAUACAUUCAGCAAUGUUUAGCGCGACUCGAGAAAGGUCUUGACCUUAAGAAUGAUGAUGAUGAUGAGGAUGACAAGUUCAACAGUCGAUCAAGCACAGGUCACAGUUACUCAGGUUGGUCGUACGGGAACACGUGGUAUGACAGGUAUUGGUUCCGAUUUCAUAGAUCAGAAAACAACACUAACAGUUACUCAGAAAACAACACUAACAGUUCUGAUAGGAACUCCAAUACAAGAGGAACUUUCUCAAAUUUUGAUGACAGUUGGAGUCAUCGGGAAACAUACUACGAGCCAUAUCAUUGGUACAACAGAGCAAAUAAAUGGUACAAACAGGCAGAAUAUGAUUUGAAACAUGCGAUGGUCUCGCUUGAACAACUUGAUGACCCGCAGUUUAAUUGGAUUUGUUAUAAUGCACACCAGGCAGCUGAAAAGGCUUUGAAAGCAGCGUGGUAUGCGAAAGACGCUAACAAAAUUAACAGAGUUAAAACAAGUCACAAUAUUGCGGAUAUAGCGCGUGAUCUCGGAUCAUCUUUAUAUACGCAUGCAUCGCAACUGUCAAUGUUAAUUGGAGAACAUACGCGGAUGAGAUACCCGGAUGAUUUAAUGUGUAACCUACCUGCAGAAAUUUAUACAGAGCAGACAGCACGAUCAGCGAUAAAACUCGCAGAAACAAUACUACGAUUAGUGAAGACAGAUUACACCAACUGCUGACAGAUCGUUUUCCAUGUCUAGGAUAGAAUCGAACGUCACAUUCAUUGACUAUGGUGUGCAAAGUAUGCAGUUUUCAAGUCGUCCUCCUGGGCUCCUUGCAGCUGACUCUUGUUACUGGGUCGGGUGGGGGCUGUGUUCAUUGAACGCCGCCUUUCCUUGAUGAUCUUGUUUACCAUAUUUUACCAUUUUUAUCACUUUUAUGAGCAUGUGCAGUUAUUGUUAAACCGUUAUUUAUAAAUGAUAUCUAUCUCAAAAUUGGAGCUAGAUCAACAAUUCAUAUUCAUUUUAAGGUGAAACUACAUAUUUUACGUUUAAUUUUAAGAUUUGUUUCUUUUACAUAUUGUCUAGAAUGUUGCACAAUGUAAGCUUAUAUUGUAUGUACUUUUUAUUCAUUUUAUUUUAUAAUGGCCGUAUUGUAAUAUAGUUGCACGGUGACCGGGAAGUAAUUUCAGACAUGUUAGUUUUAAGUACAAAUAGAAUCUGUUAUACAGAUGCAUUGUCGGCUCUCAAUAAAUUAACAUUUUUAUAAAGUAACCAUGUAUAUUACCAAUUGAAGAGUCCUGUUAUUUAUAUACAUGUACUAUACUGAAUUGUUGCAAGCGCAUGCUAGCCAGCUUUUUUUUAUUUUUCUUAUUUUUCUUACUUAUGAUGUCGUUCAUUUGUAUAAUAGUGAGUAUAAUCAACAUAGUUUUAAAUAUUUACAUUUGUGUAUGCAAAGUACAGACAAAACUACAUCUUUAAAAGUUUUAGAAUAACAUUACAUGAUCCAUUUAUAUAGAAUAAAACCAAAUUUGUUAUCCGUGAUUUUUAUUUUCGGGUCAAAUUUAUUAGAAUUUAGAGUAGAAAGUUUGUAAAUACAUGUGUUAAUAGCUCGCCAAAGCACAAAUUGCUAUAUGUGAGCUAUUGUGAUACCCCAAUUCCGGGGUCCACCGUCUGUCGUUAAUGAUCACUUAAACACCAUUUUUUUCCGGACAGCUAGGUCUGUAGAAUGAUUCCUGGAAAGACCAGUAUAAAAUUGCACAAAUGUUUCCGGUCCACUGAAUUAGAUGGCUAGCAGAGAAAUAAAAAAACUAUAAACGAAAAACCCUCCUACGUGUAUAUGUAUCAUGGCCAGGAACAUCGUGAAUGUCUAUUAUAUUAUUUACUUUAAAUAUAGCUAUCAUAUGUAUAUCUAUCCUUUACUUUUACAACGUGUUUUCUUGCAUAUACAUGUUUUUAAAACGUAAAAUUAAACGUAUUAUGAGGACAGUAAUGAUUAAUCUAUGAAAUAGAAAUGAAAAUGAUGCUCAAUUAAUAUCAUCAAAAGGGCCAAUUUUCUUUUAAUUUAAAAUACCCAUUAAAGGGAUAUUUAAACAUUUUUUACAAGUGGUUAUUACAUACAUAUCUAUCAUAACUAUAUAUUUACCUCGUGUACAUCUGCCUCUUUUGGUAUAUAUGAAGAACAAUCAACACAUUAUGUAAAUUAUGAACAUUGACCUUUACUGAUCUUAUUAGAGGUACAUUGCCUUGCAAUGAUGAAUAAAUUUGUGUUCCAUUUUUACUCAAUGUUAAACAUUUGUUUUACAUUUAUUAUUCACCUUUUUGUUUAUUCUUUUUAUAUAUAACCUUUGGCAAAAUUGUCGGAUAAAGAAAGGGUUUCACAUCUAAAUAAAUAUAAAAUACAUAACUUAUAAAUAAUAAAUAGAUAUGGCUGUCAACGACCAUAUUUUACUCAAAGCCAGGAGGACUUCAACUUCUCUAAAUAAUCAUUUAAAAAUAUUUAUUUCAAUAUAGUAAAAUCAUUUGGAAUACAUUUAUGUUUUUCUAGAGUUGCUAGUUUUUCCUCUUUUUGGAUGGCAUCUUAUUGAAGACUUUGGAUUAAUGCGCACAAAUCACAUGUUUUCAAUGUUUGCAAAGUUGUGUAAUUUGCAAUUUUUGUUAUACUUUAUGAUUUGUAAUGUUUCCCAUACCUAAU
Molecule: messenger RNA, 8455 nt
Organism: Ruditapes philippinarum (Manila clam)
Lineage: Eukaryota; Metazoa; Mollusca; Bivalvia; Venerida; Veneridae
Product: sacsin-like
Exons: 3
Coding region: 157-6501 (2114 amino acids)
Molecular function (GO): Hsp70 protein binding
Source: RefSeq, a predicted model, not a curated record